Periconia digitata is the source of this 1047-nucleotide messenger RNA. The record is from the annotation of a GenBank genome assembly. Lineage: Eukaryota; Fungi; Ascomycota; Dothideomycetes; Pleosporales; Periconiaceae.
GCGAUUUCAGCGACUUUGAAUUGGCGGCUAUGGUCAGUGGGCAGAUCACCUGCUAAUACUGCGAAUUACUAUCUCGUAUCGAUUAAGUCACCGGCUUCAACGCGCGUUGAUCCUGUCAGACGUUGGAAUCCUCCUAGAAUUAUCGAGGCGCCAUUCUUCUCGGUCUAUUGCCGUCGCUAAAUGACAAACACGAGCCAAUUUUUCUGGAAUAACCCCAACGCCGGCUACGGAAUCCUACACUUCAAACCUUGAAUACAACAGUGCACUUUGCGCAACCGUGCAUCCGCAUCUCGAACCAAUUCAUCCUGUAUGGAACAUUAUUUUAAGGAUCACGGCGGUGGUGUAUAUAAGAGACCAGGUGGAACCUCUUCAUUCACCGAGCCCCCAAGUUCAACUCUGCAAGAAGAACUCAACGGAAGCAACACAGACGCCUCUCUUAUACCCAAGCCACUAAACUACUUUUAUCCCACAAUUCCCAUCAUAAUGCGUGCUUCCCACCUCAUCGUUUUGGCAUCGUCCGCACUAGCCUCAUCACCUCCCUCCGCGCCGCGCAUCACUUCCCUCCAGAUAUCUGGUUCCGGAUGCCCCAAUGAUUCCAACUCGGUAAAGAGCACAACCGGUACUCUCACCGACUCUGCGACCUUCACAUUCGGUCAGCUACGUGGCGUCGACACCAGCAACUGCGAAAUCCAUAUACAGUCUUCAGGUGCCAGCCAAGGUUGGCAAGUAGCAGUCAAAGAAGUGGCAUAUGGUGGAGAUGUGCAAUUGAGCAGCGGAAGCCAGCUCGAUGCCAUCACGCAAGCAUUCUGGAGUGAAAACGCUGGUAACACUGCCGUUCUCAGAGCGUCACUUGCAUGCGCCGGCCCGGAUAUCAAAGACUAUGUAACAGUCAAGUCAAGCACGAAUGACCUGAAGUGGUCCAAAUGCACAGGCUCGGACGGAAACCCGGGCAUUCUCAAUGUCAACUUCCGACCGGUCGUGCAGGGCAACUCGGGAAAAUAUGACUUCAAGCAGGCGCGUUGGGGACUCGUGUGGCGACAAUGCUAG